AUGGAUCUGGAAUUCCGGGGUGUCUUAGCACCACAUGGGCUGCCUGCACAUGCGAGUCUGAUAACGCCCCCGGGCACCAGCAGCGACAUUCGGAGCAACCCGAGGCUCCCCCGGCCGGUAACAAGCUUCGAUUUCUCAAAUAGGAAUUCGGAAUCUUGCGAGAUGGAGAAGGUUCCCGCGCAAAUCACUGGGAAACGGCGGGGUGGAAGUAGAAAGGCUUGUAAUGAAUGUAAACAGCAGAAGCUUCGUUGUGAUAUUGUUCAGACUCCGGCGGCCGCAUGCUCGCGCUGCCGGCGACUUCAGAUAGAAUGCAAGGUUGAACCUACAUUCAAGCGAAUUUCCAAACGAAGGCGCAAUGCUGAGAUGGAAAAGGAGAUCGCAGACCUCCGUCGCCGGCUUGCAAACAAUGGGGAACGCCCCCAGACGCUGGAUGCCAAUGCCAGUGAUGACAUUUCACAAUGUUCAGAAGACGUAUUCUGCAGUCCGGACCCUACUGUCACCAAGAGGGCUCGACCUCUCUCCGCGCCCUUGGAGCAGCCACCCAUGCCUGCUCCGAUAGCGUUACCCAGAGAAAGUUCCAUUCUCCCUCAGGAAGAUAGCUUAUGGAGACUGGAAGAUAUCACGCUAUCACGACAUCGUGUAGCGCGGUUGUUUGAUCAGUACUUCACAUACUACCACCCCUUUUUGCCUUUGCUGAACCCUCAGAAAUCGCCUGAGGAAUACCUCCGCCGGAAUGCUCUCCAGGCUUGGACAAUCAUUUGUAUUGCCAGCCGUCGAGCCCCAUCGGAGCCGGGUCUUCUGAGUGCCUUGAGUGGACCGUUUAGCAGGUUUCUUUGGUCAACUCUGACCGGCGUUCCGCAAGACUACCGUGUGGUCAAAGCCCUUUGUCUACUUUGCACGUGGCCUCUACCUACCACGAGUCAGAGGACAGAUGCAACGUUCAUGCUUAGCGGACUGAUGAUGCAGAUUGCCAUGCAAUUGGGCUUGCACCGCCCGGUUCAAGCCGAAGAAUUCACAACCUUCCGUAUGUCAGCUCAAGGUGAAGCAGUGAAAGAUCGCUUGCAAACAUGGGCUAUCUGUAACAUUGUGGCUCAAAAUGUCGCAACUGGCUAUGGACAACCUCCAGGAACCAUCUACGACUGGGCACUUGAGCCAGCGUCUCUGCGGGACGCUGAGUACAGCCCCUCAGAGGAUCUACGAACUCGGCUCCGGAUUGAAAAGUUCUGUGACCGAGUGACGAAGGCGCUGUACAAUGGUAAACCAGAGCCGACGGAGUUCAUCAGCUCCGAGAAGUUGUUGAUUGUGCAGCUCCUGGAGGGUGAACUGCGCGAGAUGGAAGUUGAUUUUGGUCGAGACAUAUCACAUAUCAACAUGAUCCAUUUGCGAGCCGCUGAGUUGCAUCUGAGAUAUUUCGUAUUCUUAGGUUCCAACCCCCGUGGGGAAGAUCUCACCAAGCUCUUCAUUGCUACGACGUCCUUCCUUGGAAGGGUCCUGGAUCUGGAGACGUCUCCUGGAGAGUUAAUCGGCCAUGCUACCAACUAUAUCCUGCAGAUGAUAGUAUCUGCUGCCUUUGCUCUCAUGAAACUGCUGAAGAGCGAUUUCAGCAGACACAUUGACUUUGACCAUGGCAAGUUAUUGUUUAAUGGAGCCAUCUCGGCCAUUCGGCGCAUUAGCGUGAUGGAUCAUGAUCGACCCGUUCGCCUUGCCGAUAUCCUCGCUCAGAUGUGGAACGCCAAUGACGCGGAACAUUCACCUGGCGAGGAUAUUCUACAACUCAAGGUCCGCUGCCGAAUGAGCAUGAGCCAUGUUUAUGAUACGGUCUGGCGCUGGCGGCAGAGAUUCCGGCCCGUGAAGAGCGUUGAAGAAACGCACGUUCCUAUGGCGAAUGCCGCCAUAUCGUCCACAGCGGGUCCUCUUCCACGGCAGCAGAACGAGGCGCUGGAUGCGUCCGGUUUGAUCUACUCCCCCAACUACGACCAAGGGGCCUUCAUCGGCGAAGCAGGAUUUUCUGAAGUUUUCGAUUCCCUCAACUGGGUAUUUGAUGGAUUUCCGGAUUCUUUCGUUGCUCCUCCGAUCAUGUAA
Molecule: messenger RNA, 2082 nt
Organism: Aspergillus clavatus NRRL 1
Lineage: Eukaryota; Fungi; Ascomycota; Eurotiomycetes; Eurotiales; Aspergillaceae
Product: transcription factor domain-containing protein
Exons: 7
Coding region: 1-2082 (693 amino acids)
Biological process (GO): DNA-templated transcription; regulation of DNA-templated transcription
Cellular component (GO): nucleus
Molecular function (GO): transcription cis-regulatory region binding; zinc ion binding; DNA-binding transcription factor activity, RNA polymerase II-specific
Source: RefSeq, a predicted model, not a curated record